AUGCCAUCAUCAUUUAACAAUGCUAUUGACCAUAGCAACACUGAUUUGACUUCCCCUUCUGUUCCUAAUAAUUCUCCUGACAGCAGUGGUACUCCUCAAUCUCCCUAUAAUCCUAUAUCCCCUUUACCCUUUAGCCCCUCUGCUGUUACAUCCCCUCACAAUUCUUCUAGUACAUCUAGUCCUUCUACUGCCACAUCUUUUCCUGUGCCUUCUGACCAAAAUCAGAAUCCUCCUGUCUCUUCUCCUGAGUUGUCUAAUCAGUCCAUAGCCUUCCCUACUCCUAUUCCUCCUAUAAGGCAAUCCAGCAGAACCUCCAAUCCUCCUAGCUACUUAUCUGAUUAUCACUGUGCUAACGCCACUGGUGGUAACAUAAUCUCUGUUAUUCUGUGUAGAGCUAAAGUCGAUGAGAUCUGGCGAGGGAAGCGGUUGAAGAUCUGUAUCCGGGUUGACACCGUAGUAAGGUCUAAGGAUUCCUCUGUAGCGGUGCCUUCUAAGUAG
Vicia faba (fava bean) is the source of this 498-nucleotide messenger RNA. The record is from the annotation of a GenBank genome assembly. Lineage: Eukaryota; Viridiplantae; Streptophyta; Magnoliopsida; Fabales; Fabaceae.